AUGUCGCUCUUGUGGACGUUACAGUGGCAAGCUAUUUUACUACUGUUCUAUUUGCGAUUUUAUGAUCCAUUCUGUAUGUGCGAUAAAGUCAACAUCCCUUACUAUAUAGACAAUAAAAAAAAGCAUGAGCAUACCUUACAUUACUUUCCAAGGCAAUCCACUUUGGUUUGCGAUGUUUGUGCGUUGGAGGGCGGUUCCGAAUACUUAUACGUAUGUCUUCUAUGCGAUUUCAUUGUCCAUAAGCGUUGUACCGACCUACCAUAUGUCAUAAAGGUAUCUUGUCACGAUCAUCGUCUCGCUUUUACUCCUAAACUUCCAUACAAGGAGUGGACAACUAAUUGUGGAGUUUGUCACACAAAGAUAUAUGAAAAUUACGGAGAAUACUCAUGCAGGAUGAAAGGAUGUGUUUACGCAAUGCAUUCUAGAUGUGCCAUGCAAAGUGGUGUGUGUGACGGGAAAGAACUUGAAGGAGAGCCUGAAGAAGAGACAUAUAAAAAUACUAAAAUGUAUGAAGAGAAAGGCGAUGGGAUUAUACAACAUCUGAGUCAUCUUAUUCAUCUAAUGAGGCUUGAAGAAAAUUUUCACGACGAUACCAACAAUUGUCAAGCAUGCAUACGUCUUUUUUAUGAUGAUGGCAAUGUGUAUCGAUGUAUGAAAUGCGAUUUCAUCAUUUUACAUGAAUCAUGUGCGUAUAUGCCUCGUGUGAAACAAUCUAUGCUAAAUGUUCAUCGAUUGUUUCUAAGUCUCGAUUACACAACACGUUGGUUCGAAUGUAAGAGAUGCUAUCGUUACUCAUGUGGUUUCGCAUAUGUGUGUCCUCUCGAAGUUUCUCGUUUGGAGCUAGACAUAUUUUGUGCUUCUAUAAGUGAACCGUUCGAUUAUCACUCUCAUCCACAUCCAUUGUUCAUAAGUGAAUGA
Thlaspi arvense is the source of this 918-nucleotide messenger RNA. Lineage: Eukaryota; Viridiplantae; Streptophyta; Magnoliopsida; Brassicales; Brassicaceae. The record is from the annotation of a GenBank genome assembly.